UACAAGUUCUCUCAGUGUGAAAGUGUAUAGAUUUAGGCGGUGAUAAAAUGAGAAUAUGCUGGUAUGUCUCACUAUAUGUUCACACUCCCGCUUAAAAGUUUCAGAAAAGUAUGAACGUGUAGCGUACGCCAAUACCUUUACCGUGAAUUGUCUUAAUUUAAAGAAGUAAAAUAUUGAUCAAAACCGACCACCCGACCAAUAUUGUCGCCAUUAAAUCAUGUUUGAAGUUAUGUAACCAAAAAUAAACUGACUUGUUCGUUCAUUAGUUAUAACAACCAGAGUUGAGCUUGGAGACAAAGUUUUGCAACAUUCUGUGGAAAGAAAAAACGAAACGCCAUACAGUCUGAUAGUGUUCAUGUGUCCUAUACUGAUCCUUACGCCGGAAGGCAAAUUUAACACAUAUAUUCAUAUAUAUAUUACUUUUAUUUAUACUAAAAUAUACAGAGAAUACAAAAAGAAAAAUGAACGUGAUAUUAGGUCUGGGAGUAUUUCUUCUGGCAACACAAGGAAUCAGUGGUCAGUUUCUACCCUUUAGUAGAAGACCUGGACCCGGACGUUUUGGUGGUUUUCGCCCUGGUGGAGGUCCUCCUCCAGGUGGACCAGGACCAGGAGGCGUCCUGCGAUUUCUUCCACCUCCAGCUUCAAUUUGUCUUCGAUCAUGUACAGCAAUAAACUUACGGUGUGAUGUUUUAUCACAAUCUAGAAUGACGCAAACUUGUAAAGCAUGCCUGGAUUCUCAUUGCCCUUACGACGAGGAAGUUCCUGGUUUUAUGCAGGACCAAUGCCCGGCUUCGAAAUAUUUAUCGUGCGCUAAUAUGGGAUCAUGCCCAAUAUACACCACAGCAGACCAACAAUUUUUUUCAAACUGCCUGAAAUGCAGAGAUGGCUGUUUGCCAAAAGAAUUAAAAGAAAAUAUUCAGAAAAGAAUGAAACAAAUGAAGGAUGGAGCACAAAAAGGAAAGAGCUGCCGAGAAACAUGUGACAAAACGCAUGGAUGCCCAAGACAGCCACCACGAUCCUGUAUGGAAUGUGUGAAGAAGCAAUGUGGAGAUGGACGAGCAUUCGAAUGCGUUCACAAAGCUUUUGGUUCUGGUAAUUGUCCCACAUGCAAGAAUCUUAACACAAAUGUUGCGCCGACUAGUUUGGAAGUUGUUGCUAAAUGCCGUAAAUGCAAGGAUGCAUGUGGUCCAGAUGGUGACAGAAGGGACGUCUCUGGAAGAGGUAGAGAUCGAGGUGAUGGAUACCGUGGAGACGGCUCUGGACGUCGAGGACCACCUAGAGAUGGUGAACGUGGUAGUCGAAGUGAUUUACGAAUCGAAAUGAGACCAUUGGAAGUCAUUCGACACUUAUCUGAAAGUGUUAUAGAGUGCUUAUCCAACGGAUGUUCAGAAACUUGUAACAUGGAAACACGAAGCGAAAUACAUCAACAUUAUGGUGGAAAUUGCAUGCAGUGUCUCAACAAAUUAUGUCCCGUGACUGAUUCUACGACUGUAUUUGAUCUUGAAGAUUGUCGCUAUCGUAACAGCGUGAGCUGUGGCGUUGCAUCCGGAUGUAACCCGUUCCCCGUGGCAUUACAGGCCAAGCGUAAUUCAUGUAUGAAAUGCAGAGAAUAUUGCUUGACCGAGAAUGUAAAACAAGAGCUAAGAUUGAAAAUGACAGCGGCCGCAGCCUGCAGAUCGAACUGUAUAGCAACAAGCGGAUGCCCAAAAAAAAUUCCCGGAUCAUGUAUAGAAUGUAUUCAAAAGGAAUGUGGUGAAUCUAGCUCAGAUAAACAUAACUGCAGACAAAAUGCAAUCUCUACUGGAAAAUGUUCAAUGUGUGCAAGCAGUGACGAUUUACGACGAGCACCAGAGUGUAUGCAAUGCUUGAGGAAAUGUGAUCCAGACGAUGAUCGUUUAUUUGGAUCCGCAAGAGGAGGCCGAGGUCAAAGACCAGGAGGUCGCCAGCCAGGCCAAGGCGGACAACGCAUUCCCAGACCCGGAGGAUUUGGAUCUCGCCGUCCCGGACCAGGCCCCGACGGAAAACGUCCCGGAACCGACGUGAAACGUCCCGGAAUUAGAAGACUAUUUGGUGGAGACAGGGACCGACCAUUCCUUCCUCUCUCUUCUGCACAAUGUCUUGAAGUGAACUGCAUGAAGUCAGAUGCUUGCGACGACGAGAACAGAACUCGUGACUUCCGCGAACGACUUCAGCCAAUGUGCCGCUUGUGUAGAAGUUCUCUAUGCCCGAUGAAACCAGGAACUCCAAUGUUCGACAACAACAAAUGUCGCCUAGAAGCACAUAAGAAAUGCGGCGCAUUUUUUGAAUGCAAAGCUCUUGAUGCAGAUACCAUGGCAAAGAGAGUGAAAUGUAACUCGUGCGUCGACAGUUGUAUUCCUGAAGUCAUAAAGCAGCAAGUAAGAACCAAAAUGAUGAAUGCAAAGAUGUGCAGAGAUAAGUGCACGGACACACAAUGCGGAGACAGAAAACAGUGCCAAGCGUGUACUGACAAAAUUUGCGAGAGCAGCAUAUAUGAAAACUGCAGAACAACAGCAAUAGAAUCAUGUUUAUCGUGUAGAAGACAUUCGCAAACUGAGAAGCAAUGCGACACCUGCAUGGAUGGUUGCAUGCCAGCAAAACCUUCCACACAAGGCCCUCCUAUCCCAAUGCCAUCAAGCCAGGGUUAUUCGGGCGUGGCACUAGGAGGAGAUCAGGUGACGAGUGGAAUGUCCUGUCAUAAAAAAUGCGAAUCAUACGGCUGCAAACCUACAAAACCGGGAGCUUGUCAAGCGUGCAUUAAAUCAGUCUGCGACGACAACGUGUAUGCCACAAGUUGUGACGAACUAGUACGAGACAACGAGAUCUGUCCAUCAUGUAACGAAGAGAAGUCUGCAAGUGGAUAUGAUUGCAAAAAAUGCUACGAUGAUUGUGGAGCAGUUGAUCUCUCGCACGGUGGUAGCUACUCCUGAGGAAAUGAAACCGGAUUUUGCAUAUGUGACAAAUAUAUACUCUUUGAUCAAAUUUGUUCAGACGUGUGAAAAUUUCCAAUUAUUCCAACAUUUGAAUUAAACUAUGUAAUCUGCAAACU
This is a messenger RNA of Styela clava, 3067 nucleotides long. The record is from RefSeq and is a predicted model, not a curated record. Lineage: Eukaryota; Metazoa; Chordata; Ascidiacea; Stolidobranchia; Styelidae.